UUGGAUUCCACUCCUCGGAGCAGCAGAACAGAAGCAGAACUGGACCAGGAGCCUGCGCGCGUCUCUCGUCCCCACCACCACCCACAGCGAGGGCCUCUCCCGCCGGGCCUCCUCGCCGCCACCCUCCGCAAGGCACCACCGGCCCUUUCCUCCGUGCGCCGCCCGCCGCCGUGGCCCCGGCUUCCCGCGCCCGUGCCGUUCGCCCAAUGCCGGGCCACACCAUGCCCGGGAUCAGAGUUCUUGGCCCGGAGCUCGCUUUGAUUUUCUAAGAUUAGAGUAAGGAGGAUAAGAAAAAGGUUCUUGGUCUUGGGGCCGGAGAGGUUUUUGGGGGGCGGCGCGGAGAUCGUGCUCGCUUGCGUUGCGUGUUGCUGUCCCCUGCUUUGGUCGGGCUCGCCCCCGUGGAGAGAAAUUGGCGAAAAGUUUGAAAUUUGGAGCCGGGAGAUCGGGCCGGGCGAGAAUGGCUUCAAUGGCCGGGGCGCCGAGGGUCAGGUCCCUCAACAUCGCGGCGCCGGAGGCGGACGCGAGGCCGGUGCUGGUGCCGGGGGGCAACAAGGCCCCGGCCGCUGCGCGGAAGCCUUCUCCCAAGCCGCUGCGGAAGGCGCCGGAGGCCACGCCGGAGAAGCCUCUGCCCCCCGCCGCGACCAAGGGGGAUGGGGAUGGCGCAAAGAAGGACGCCGCGGCCGCCACUGCCGGCGGCGACGGCGGCGCGAGGCGGACCCCGCCGAGGAAGCCGCACAAUGCGCCGGCGGUGGUCCUCAACGCGUCCUGCUCCUCGGAGGCCUCCGUGGAGUCGCUCCGCGGCCGGGCCCCAGGCGGAAGGACGGAGAGGGGCUGGUCCCGGCCGGCCGCGCCCAAGCGUGGUAAGGCUGCUUAUAAGGUGGUGGAGAAGCAUGCCGAUGUCGCGGAGGUUGUCGCUCCGGUGACGCCGGAGGCCGUCCAAGGGAAGCGGAGGUGCGCCUGGGUGACUCCGACCACCGAUCCUCACUAUGUCACUUUCCAUGAUGAGGAAUGGGGGGUUCCAGUUCACGACGACAGGAGAUUAUUCGAGCUACUUGUAUUAUCUGGUGCAUUAGCAGAACUAUCAUGGCCUGAAAUUCUCAAGAAGAGACAAAUUUUCAGAGAAAUUUUCACGAACUUCGAUUUGAUUGCUGUCUCCAAUAUAAAUGAAAAGAAGCUGGUAGCGUCAGGAAGCAUUGCCAGGUCACUUUUGUCAGAGCAAAAGCUGCGAGCAGUCCUCGAAAAUGCUCGCCAGAUAGUUAAGAUUGCAGAUGAAUUUGGAUCCUUCAGUCAAUACUGCUGGGGUUUUCUGAACCACAAACCGAUAGUAAGCAAAAUCCGAUAUCCAAGGCAAGUCCCUGUCAAGAGCCCCAAGGCAGACAUGAUGAGCAAGGACAUGGUGCGAAGGGGACUCCGAGGCGUGGGCCCAACGGUCAUAUAUUCCUUCAUGCAGGCGGCAGGGCUAACCAAUGAUCACCUGGUCAGUUGCUUCCGUUUCAAAGAAUGCAAGCCGUCUCCAACCCUUGGCACGAGCGACGCCAACAGGGUGAAGACAGAGGCAGAACGAAAAACGGAGGAGCCGAGAACAAAAGCCCACGGGGAGGAGAUGACCGUAAACUCGGACCCGUCGAUGGCGAUCGACACGCUCACCAUUUCGUAGCGUUACGAGGAGCAGCGGCUUUGUGAGCCGGCAUUGUGUUCGUGUUACUUACCUCUGUAGAUUUUGUGCUAGGUUGCCCCUUGAAAUGAGUUUAGGGAUUGUGUAUAGAUCAUUUGUGUCAGCAAUGCGACUCGGUCUGUAAGUAUAUAUUACUACGGGGGCGAAGGAUCAUUAUCUUUUGUGAUGAUGCAGAAGUUGUGAAAACCUUCU
Aegilops tauschii subsp. strangulata is the source of this 1867-nucleotide messenger RNA. RefSeq lists its product as uncharacterized. Gene Ontology annotation, molecular function: DNA-3-methyladenine glycosylase activity. Gene Ontology annotation, biological process: base-excision repair. Lineage: Eukaryota; Viridiplantae; Streptophyta; Magnoliopsida; Poales; Poaceae. The record is from RefSeq and is a predicted model, not a curated record.